Ectocarpus sp. CCAP 1310/34 is the source of this 2183-nucleotide messenger RNA. NCBI's taxonomy places the organism in Eukaryota, Phaeophyceae, Ectocarpales, Ectocarpaceae. The record is from the annotation of a GenBank genome assembly.
AUGAACUCGGGGGCUCCGAUGAACCGGGUGGGGAACGGGGCUGCAACCGCUGGUGCUGGUGGUCUUGGUGCGACGCUGUUCGACCCGAGUAGUGGGGGAGUGCACAUGGGCGCUGGCGGGUUAGACAUGGGACGUGCACCGGCGGGGCCCCCGGGUUCUUUGCCUCGGGCGUCGAUGUGUGGCGCGGGGAUGCCGCCUAUGUCCCCGGCCAAUGUGUCUGCACCCAGCAUCGCCCCUCACCCGGGUGCGGGCAUGAGCGAUAGCGGAUUAGACAUCGGACUUGCCCAGGGCCCCCCGGUUUCUUUGCGUCUGGCGACGACGUGCGGUGCGGAGAUGCCUAUUUCCCCGGCCAAUGUAUCUGCAUCGAGCAUCGCUUCUCACCCGGGUCCGCUCAUGGGCGUUGGCGGAGCAGACAUGAGAGGGGCGCCGGGGUCCUCGGGUGGUUUUCCUCGGGCGACGAUGUGUGGUGCGGGGAUGCCGCCUCUGUCCCCGGCCAAUGUGUCUGCACCCAGCAUCGCCCCUGGCCCGAGGAGGGCUCAGCCGCGUCCGGCCCUUGCAAUGCCACAGCUUCUUCCGGUACCUCAGACCACAGUUAGUAGCGGAGGGGUGGGGGGGAAGAGAGCAGCCGCGGAAACACUAGCACAUGUGGACCUCAUUCCAACCACUGAUCAUGACAGCGACAAUCAGCGACGGACUGACGGCCCCGGCACAUCCGCCAGCACAUCGACGGGGGGGAGGCGAAAGGGGCAGCUGGCUCAACAAGCCAGCACCUGCCACGGGUGUAGGAUCAAUAAACCCACGGGCAACGUUAGGCAUGCUUGCCAGGGUGGGGACGAGGGUGGUGAGGCGCGGGGAUGCAACUAUUGGGUGUGCCAGAAGUGUAUGGGAAGAUGGAUGCAAGCGUCUGGACAGCCGAGAGGAUUCUGGUGCUGCCUACAUUCGGGUAGGGAGUGGUGCCCGUGCGCCGAGAGGGUUUCCACGAAGAGGAGCAAGACAGUUUCGGUGGUGGAUCGAUCCAGGCUAGCGCAGAAUCGUCAGGAGAGCACAGAUGUGUACGAGUUCCCGACAACAACCUCAUCUCCCACGGCCGCAACGACAGCUGCUUCUCCCACACCACCCUCUGGACCGGGCACGACUUACUCGGUGUGCACAUCGAACAGCCAAAACCGCGUGGCCGUGAUCAAGGCUGGUGACCGGUUCUUGUGCUCACGGCCCGAUUGCAGACGAAUCGAGGGUCUCAGCUCCGCAGCGACUGGUGACACGGCCUCUGCGCUGCCAUCUCGCUGCGCUCACGCAGAGGUCGUCAUCGAGGCAGAGAGAACAUCCAUGCCGAUGCCCAAAGCAGAUGCUCUUCUCUCGGCGGGUGAUUUUAAGAGCGCGUUGGAUAAAGUUCCGGCGGGAACUUUCAACCCACGCACCGUGGCAUCCAUGCGCGCACGCGCUGACCAGGCGGCGAAAGAAGGCCUGCCGUUGCUUGUCCGCGUCGGGAACACGAAGUACUUUGCGGUGAGGGACGGCCAGAAGUUCAACCGCACCGUGAUUGGAGAGUGGGGGCACGUGAAGUACGACCAGCGCGGGAGCAAAGUAUUCCAGUGCAAGGCGAGCAACGGCAGCCCGUGCAGCGACAGUUCGUCGAGGAAAAGUACCGGCCGUUGUGUUCACGCCGCCAUCGUUGCGGUGUACAUUUACGACCGGUACAAGUCCGGCGUUGCGGGGGAAGAGCUGGAGCUGGAGCGUGAUGGCGACAUGGAAUCCUUGAAACAAACUGGUGGACUUGAGGAGGACGGACUGUAAAGCUGUAGAAUAUACUGCACUGCGUUUGCUCCUUGCUGCUGCUCUUCUUGGCUGACCCAGGACUUCGAAAAAAUCCCCACAGGUAGUUUUCUCUGACCCUAUGAUUCCAUUGUUAAUCUGUCUCUGACUCUUUUCUAUGAUAGAGAUGGCACAUCAGCCGCACAUACUCCGCACAUAUGCAUACCAAACUGAGAAUAUGUUUGUAAACUGAUGGAGAUUGCAUGUGUUAGAACUAAUAGGGUGCGACACACAAAACGCCCGACUACCCAACAGUACCCAACACCUUUCGUCUGCACCUUCCCAACAUAACAUAUAUGAGACACACAAGACAGCUACCAAACUGAUUUGUUGAGCCUGUUACCCACACAGGGGAGAUGUCCCUAUAUGCU